AUGGCAUCCAGGCAGUCCAAAUUGGAAGCAGAAAAGCUCGCAAUCAUCCAGAAAUCACUUUCAGGACGUGGACGUUCUUUGUCUCCUUCUCGUAACAAAAACGAAAGAAGCAGGUCGUCGUCUCGUCUGAACGAUGACAUUCAAAAAGACUUAAAAUGGCUGAUAGUGAACCACGACCCGCUGGAGCGGUUGGUCAAGGACGGCGAGAGCGCCAACGAAGGUUUGUGGGAGGAUGAAGUUAGUGAGGAAGAACAUAUUAGUGACGACGACGAAAACACCAAAUUGCAAUAUGACGAUACCGGUAACAUUUUACCCAAUUAUGCUUGUCAGGACGAUAAGAUGUCGGAAAUCUCGAUGAUUUUGGAAAACUCGAACCUCAAUGACCGGUCCACCAUCCAAAGAUUGGAAGAACUUACGGCCACCGAGCGAGCGUUUGCCAAUGCUAAAAACGCCGGUAAGGAGAUUGACCAGGAAGCGCUCCGGCAAUUGGAGCUGGAAAAACAGGCGCUCACGGGACAGGUUGUGGAUUUGGGUAGAAGCGACCAGGACGCUCAAGCCAGACGCCAGAAACUUGAAGAUUAUUCCACCUACAGAAAGAAAAUUAUCCACCAGGAAAACGACCCCAGUGCCAGCUUGCGCCAUGCCACCAAGUCUCCUGACGCCGACCAGGAAGUGGCAGAGGGAAAAGACGACGACAAGGACUUUAUGGUGCCAUAUACUUCUGCGGUGGAGGAUAAACUCGACUCGGAAUUUGCGUCGCAACUUAACGAAACCAUCCGAGAAGGCGAAGUCGAUUCCAACAAGGCGUACUCCAGGGUGAUCCAGACCAUCACUCGGGGCAAUUUUUUCCAGCUAAUUGACCCUCGAGUCAAGCCCAAGAUGUUUUUGGUGUGUAUGGACUUUUCUCCCGAGUCCAUCUUUGCCCUUGAGUGGUCGUUGGGAACGGUUUUGGUGGAUGGUUCCGUGCUCUUCAUCGUGUGUAUUAUUGAGGAAACCGAUACCAACCACCACUUGAAAGGAAACACCAACAAUGAAGCAGCUCGCGAACAAACCAGACUCAAUAUGCUCAACAAGGCAAAACAGCAGGUUCUCAAUCUUUUAAAACUCACCAAACUUCAGAUCCACAUCGUUAUCGAGAUCAUCCACCAUCCUAUUCCUCGUCAUUUAAUUUUGGAGUUUAUAGAUAAUUUGCAACCAACGUUGGUUGUGGUGGGUUCCAAAGGCCAGUCGGCCAUCAAAGGAGUGCUUUUGGGUUCGUUGUCCAACUAUUUGGUGACAAAACUGUCGGUGCCGGUGAUGGUGGUGAGAGAAAAGUUGAAGAAAAUCAACCGAUUCAAGACCGGAUCGUCGGUGUUCUCCAAUAACAUCAAACCAUUGACAUUGUCGGAAGCUCGUAUUGAUUAA
Meyerozyma guilliermondii ATCC 6260 is the source of this 1404-nucleotide messenger RNA. Its product is annotated as Imp2'p. Lineage: Eukaryota; Fungi; Ascomycota; Pichiomycetes; Serinales; Debaryomycetaceae. The transcript has a single exon. The record is from RefSeq and is a predicted model, not a curated record. The coding region runs from base 1 to 1404 and encodes 467 amino acids.